Molecule: messenger RNA, 1941 nt
Organism: Saprolegnia parasitica CBS 223.65
Lineage: Eukaryota; Oomycota; Saprolegniomycetes; Saprolegniales; Saprolegniaceae
Exons: 2
Coding region: 1-1941 (646 amino acids)
Biological process (GO): lipopolysaccharide biosynthetic process
Cellular component (GO): membrane
Molecular function (GO): acyltransferase activity, transferring groups other than amino-acyl groups
Source: RefSeq, a predicted model, not a curated record
AUGGCCUCGACACACCUCGACGCGACGCCGCCGAGCCGCACGCAGCACGAGUUCUCAGCGCUCACGGACGGCAGCCACGACAGCUUUCCGGUCCUGAUCCACGACGACGAUGGGCCGAACGAAGAGGAGGUGCUGCACGAAGUCGCGCCGCCCGCCCACUCGCUCUCGUACCGCGCCGACAUUGACGGCCUCCGGACAGUCGCCGUCGUCCCCGUCGUCAUCUUUCACGCGUACCCAACGGCGUUUGCCGGCGGCUUUAUCGGUGUCGAUAUUUUUUUUGUGAUUUCCGGCUUUCUCAUUUCCGGCAUCCUCUUCAAGCAGUUCAAAGCGUCCAAGUUUACGUACUCGGACUUUUACGCCCGGCGCAUUCGGCGCAUCUUUCCAGGUCUCCUCCUCAUGCUCAUUGCGACCGUGAGCAUUGGCUGCGCGUGGUACCUCGCGCCGGCACUGAAGUCGAUGGCCGCGACGUUGACCGCCGGCUGCGUCUUCGGCGCCAACAUCCAAGUGCUCACGCUCAAGAUGGGCUACUUUGACGCGAGCAUCAAGGAAAACCCGCUCUUGCAUCUCUGGUCGCUCGGCGUCGAGGAGCAAUUUUACAUUUUCUGGCCGCUCUUCGCGUCGCUGGUCAUAAAGCUCUCGUACCGCAAGGCGAUUCUUGCUCAAGUGUUUGUCUUGGUCGCGAGCUUUGUCUGCAACGUCGCGUUCCUUGGCUACGGCGGCACCAACAACUACGCCUUCUACUUUCCCCUCUCGCGCUUCUGGCAAAUGGCAGUCGGCGGUCUCCUCUCGUACAUCAACCUCCAGAACAAGGUCAUGGUCGCCCACCACGGGCUCUGCCAUGUGCUUGCGCUGCUCGGACUCGCGGCGCUUGUCGUUGGCUUCUUCAUUAUCAACGAAGAAGACGCGUUCCCGGGUUUCUGGGCGCUGCUGCCGACCGCCGGCGCCGGCCUCCUCAUCGCCAGCGGCCCCCACACGUUUGUGCAUAAGUACUUUUUGAGCCUCUACCCGAUGGUCUGGAUCGGCCAGCUCAGCUACGCGUGGUACCUCUGGCACUGGCCGCUGCUGGUGUUUGCGAAAGCGCACUGGCCGCAGACCGAGCUCCGCCCGUGGUAUGCGAUGCCGUACUCGAUGGUCUUGCUCUCGCUGCUGCUGAGUGUUUUCACCUUGUACGGAGUCGAGAACCAUUUGCGUCGCCGCAAGGCGGCGUGGCUCGUGCCCCUGCUCUCGGCGCUCAUGGUUGUUAUGGCCAUGCUUGGCAUCUGCAUCCAGCUGUACCCAACGGCCUUCUCGGCGCUCGAGACCGCGCCGCACCGGUUCCCGUCCGCAGUGUUUUACACGGCCAACGGCAUGCCGCCGCUGAGUUGCAACGCCGACCACGCCAAGGCCGUCGACGCCAUCAAGACGGUCAAGCCCAAGUCGGUGCUCUACGCGUCCGAUUGGAAGCAGUUUCUGCGCUUUGGGAGCAGCUCGGCGAGUGCGAGCGCGUCACCGCGCUGCUGCACGCGCAGCUACGCGGAUGCGUGCGACUACCAGUCCAAAGGCGACGUCGAGGCCAUGAUCAAGACGCUCACGGACGAGCUCACGUCGUUUACGAAGCUCGGUAUCCAGGUGUACGUCGCGGGCCUCAACCCGGAGGGCAAAGAGUUCAACCCGAAGAACAUGCUCAGCGGCAGCGGCGUCGGCAAGGUCGACCCGGUCUCGCGCGCUGCGUACGAAGCGAUGCCGCAGAUCGCGUACCUCAACCGACUGCUCGUCGCGGCGACCAAGGCCGCGAACGCGACGCUCAUCAACUUUGCCGACAACCAGUGCUACAGGGACACGUGCCAAGUGCUCUCGAACGUCGGCGAGCCCAUCAUGCGCGACGACGACCACUUCCGACCCGCGUACGUCAAGCACUACCUCAGCGUCAUCGACCAAGUGAUUGACGCCGCACGAUACUAA